AUGAAGAGAACCUUUCAAUUGUCUGAAACACAUUUGUCUCUUCAACUCGUUUUCGUUUCCAAACGCAAAUGCACAGCAGAACAUCUCCACGUUGGCUUUGAGAUUUCGUCGAGCGUUGUCGGACUUUCCAGUGUGAAGAAGAUGGCGAAAGACGCAGCGGCUGGCGAGGAGAAGAAGAGGCGAAACGGCAGAAAGAAGAAGGAUCCGAACGCGCCGCGCCGCGCGUUGUCGGCCUUCAUGUUUUUCGCGAAGGAAAAGCGAACAGAGAUCGUCGCGGCGAAUCCGGAAUUGAAGUCGCAGAUGACGAAGGUCGGGAAGAUGGUCGGCGAGGCCUGGGGGAAGCUGACACCGGAGGAGCGGAAACCGUUCGAGGAGAAGGCGGCGCAAGACAAAGCCAGAUACUUGAGUGAGAAACAAGAAUUCGAGCAGAAGCAGUAG
Messenger RNA from Toxoplasma gondii ME49, 438 nucleotides. Its product is annotated as HMG (high mobility group) box domain-containing protein. The record is from RefSeq and is a predicted model, not a curated record. NCBI's taxonomy places the organism in Eukaryota, Apicomplexa, Conoidasida, Eucoccidiorida, Sarcocystidae. Bases 1 to 438 code for a protein of 145 amino acids. The transcript has 3 exons.